AUGGGUUGUGGCUGUGGUUGUGGCGGCUGCGGUUGUGGCUGUGGUGGCUGUGGUUGUGGCGGCGGCUGCUGUAGUGGUUGUGCCGGCUGCUGUCGCGGCUGCUGUGCCUGCUGCUCCCCGAGGAUCUACUGCUGCCGCCGCACCUGCUGCAACUCCUGUGGUUGCGGCUGCGGCUGCGGCUCUUGUGGCUGCGGUUGUGGCAAGUGCUGCGGCUGUGGCAAGUGCUGUUGCCAGCAGAAGUGCUGCUGCCAGAAGAAAUGCUGCUGCUAG
Messenger RNA from Perognathus longimembris pacificus (Pacific pocket mouse), 270 nucleotides. Its product is annotated as small cysteine and glycine repeat-containing protein 5-like. The record is from RefSeq and is a predicted model, not a curated record. Lineage: Eukaryota; Metazoa; Chordata; Mammalia; Rodentia; Heteromyidae. The transcript has a single exon. The coding region runs from base 1 to 270 and encodes 89 amino acids.